UGGUAACACUAAAAUCAUUCCCCCGUCUCUCGAGUGUUAUGUACAUGGAUAUUUCCUUGGUUAUGUAUUUGUACUUCAAGUGGUGGUCGGACACAGAGAUGUAACUUUUCUUUCAUUUCUUUCUCACGUUAUUUAUUGUGUCAAAGAUCGCUAUGAGGACAUUAUUAUUCUUCUAUAAUAAGACAGUCACGUCACUAACACAAUGCACUCUUGCUGUCUACACCAGAAAGUCCCACACACUGUCCAGAUUUCAAUUCGUUCAGCAUGCAGGAGGUAGAAAGCAUGCUUGCCGACAGUGCAGUUCAGCAGCUGCUGAAGCAGAGAAAGACUCAUUUUUUAAAUGGUUUCUGCUGCUUAUUCCUGUCAGCACCUUUGGUCUGGGAACAUGGCAGGUUAAGCGGCGUCAGUGGAAAUUACAGCUGAUUGGCGAUCUGACCAGACUCACUACAGCUGAGCCUAUUCCUUUGCCUGCAGACCCUCAUGAACUGAACAACUUGGAAUACAGGAGGGUGAAAGUACAUGGAAGAUAUGACCACUCAAAAGAACUGUAUAUCAUGCCCCGGUCACCAGUUGAUCCUGAGAGGGAAGCGCGAGAGGCGGGCAGGAUCACAUCCAGUGGAGAGAUUGGUGCAAAUGUAAUCACCCCAUUCCAUUGUACUGACCUUGGCAUCACAAUUCUUGUCAAUCGUGGGUAUGUCCCAAGGCAGAAGAUUAAGCCAGAGACAAGGAUAAAAGGACAGGUGGAAGGGGAUGUAGAGGUGGUUGGAAUAGUCAGACUGACAGAGAAUCGGAAACCAUUUGUCCCAAGUAACGAUGUGCAGAAGAACCGAUGGCAUUACCGUGACCUGGAGGCCAUGGCUCAGCUUACUGGUGCUGAGCCCAUCUUCAUUGACGCAGACUUUGCUAGUACGGUUCCUGGAGGACCAAUUGGCGGGCAGACAAGAGUAACUCUCCGAAAUGAACAUAUGCAAUACAUCAUUACAUGGUAUGGCCUUUGUGCUGCAACAUCUUAUAUGUGGUAUGCAAAGUUUGUGAAGAUGAUUAAAAUAUAGUUUGUGGAACAAUGUAAGAACAUUUAUGUGCAUUAAAGCAUGUCACUUUAAUUUGA
Boleophthalmus pectinirostris (great blue-spotted mudskipper) is the source of this 1108-nucleotide messenger RNA. RefSeq names its product surfeit locus protein 1. The transcript is spliced from 9 exons. Lineage: Eukaryota; Metazoa; Chordata; Actinopteri; Gobiiformes; Gobiidae. The coding region runs from base 153 to 1052 and encodes 299 amino acids. Gene Ontology annotation, cellular component: membrane; mitochondrion. The record is from RefSeq and is a predicted model, not a curated record. Gene Ontology annotation, biological process: mitochondrial respiratory chain complex IV assembly.